AUGGAGAUGCUGCGUCAAAUUCAGUUGAAUAUUCCUUUGAUGGAUGCCUUAAGGGAGAUGCCAGGUUAUGCGAAGAUGAUGAAAGACCUAAUGUCAUGGAAGUUUGAUUUUCAUGACCUAUCCACAGUGACUCUAACGCAGACCUGCAGCGCAAUAGUGACCAAACCGAUGACUCAAAAGAUCAUAAAUUUGAUGCCUCUGGCUGUAUACACCAAACUGGGCAUUGGCAAAGCUAGACCGACUUCGAUGCUGCUGCAGCUAGCUGACCGCACGGUAGAUGAGGAGAUAACUAUCAUUUUAGGUAGGCCAUUUUUGGCCACUGGGAGAGCACUGAUCGAUUGUGAGACUAGGGAAUAA
This is a messenger RNA of Nicotiana tabacum (common tobacco), 357 nucleotides long. Lineage: Eukaryota; Viridiplantae; Streptophyta; Magnoliopsida; Solanales; Solanaceae. The record is from RefSeq and is a predicted model, not a curated record.